GCACAUUUAUCAUUUCAACACUAUUACAGUUAACAUGCCCAGGACGGAGAUUCAAGCGAAUCGUCUAUUAUUGGGUACAAAAAUAUCAUUGAUUACCAAUGCACAGUAUCGGUAUGAAGGAGAAGUAGCAGCGAUUGAUGCAAUUGAAGGUACACUGACUUUACAAAAUGUAAGAUUUUGUGGUAAUGAAAAUCGCAUACUACCCAGUGGUACAAAUCAAAAUGGUGAAAAUAAACCACCGGCUAUUGGAAAUUUUUUUGACUCGAUUACAUUUUGGAUAUCAAGUAUCAGUCGAAUAUUGUCGUUGGAUGAUAUGAAAACGGGACAAAAUGAGUUAGGUGAUAAAACCGUUUUGAGAGCAACUGUUUCAGUGGAUAACCGUCGAGAUAGAGGACGAAGUCAAAGAAAAUGGUGGUACGCUUUUGGAGAUCAGCAACAUUUCAUGAAAGUAAAUGCAUUAGGAAAUGGCCGUGCUAUUGGGAAUGCGUCAGCAACAAUCAACCGCUUCAAUAGUUCUUCUACUCAAUAUAUUGCGUCUCAACCACGUAUGCUUGUAUCUUACCCUCGUAGAGGUCGUGGUGUUGGAUUGUUGUUAAGACAAACGAAUUACGUACCUGUUGUUCCAAUUGCUGCUACUCCAGGGAAUCUACAUAAGCCUGGUCUUUCUGCGACCAUUAGAAAUGCACCAUUUAAACUUUUGACUACUCCGAUUAGAUCUAGGGUUGGUCCUUUCGCUCCACGAGGUGGUGGAAGAAAACGAGGUCAAUCUAUAGGACGAAACACUAAUAAGAAUGUUCGAAGGUUUGUGCCGACUGCUAUGAAUCCUCGUGGUGGAGUGUAUGCUCAUUUUCCUUCGGAAGUGGCAACAACAUAUCAACCAAGAUCGACCAACUUGGUACCAUCUUGCAUGGGGAUUAACAGACGCCGAAUACCAGAAAGAAGAGGGAUUACAAGAGAUAAUGUCAGUGUUCAACCGGAAAUCGACUGUACUAAACCCUACGAUUUUGAAACAGCAAACGCUGAAUUGGAAGCUGAGUUGGCCAAAAUAAACUUAAAUGUAGAUGCAGUAUCGGUAGCUACUACAAGACACGAUUCAGUGAAAGAAGAGUCUUUUGGAGUAGACCAAGCCGCAUCGACUGGCGAUGAAAUUGGCAGCAAGCGAUCAGUGUCAUCAGCAACAUCAAGGACGAUUCUAACAGCAGCAACAAACGAAAAUGGUGCAUCUGGAGACUCUUCAUCUGCAGUAGUUAUUUCUACUGUACGAAACAACGUGGAUGCACAUACGACUGAAAGUCAAAAUCCACUUGAGAGUACCGGGACUUUAGCCAAGUGAGUUUAACUUUUUACGCUUGUAUUAUCAGGAAAAAGAACACAAUAUUUGCGUCAGUGGUUUAGACUAGUUAUAUCAUUGAAAUCUAAUGAUGACUAUUCUCAUGAAAAAUGAUUCCUACAGCGUAAUUAUAGUUCCUUCAAAAGUUAGAAAAAAUAGACAUUGAAAAAGUGACUAGUGGAUAUUUUUAUUGCUUCAAAGUAUUUCUCGGUGGGUGAACUACUCAAGUGACUUUUAAAUGAAACGCCAUAGGAUUUUUCAUAAACUUUCAGAACCAGAUAUGUCUUUUUCUGCAAUCUAUCGACAGUUUGUAUCCGUCAUAGGUUGAAAGAGGCUGAACAAGAAAAUUUUGAUUACAAACUAGAUGUCUAGCUACAUUCUGCAUUAGUCACAGAAUACUAUUGCUUCAAUUUACUCCUGACAGAAUCCGAAUAAUAGGCUUGAAUGGUAUCCGAGUUGAAAAGAAUGAAGUUGGAAACAAAUCAACUGAAUGAUAUGAAAGGUAGGAGCGAAACACCAUUACAAGUCUUUCCAAUCUACGUUGAAUAAGUAGUAUAAGACUUACUAUGAAGUUUUCCUUAAUCUCGAAGAUUAAAUUAUGGAGGAAAUAAAACCGGAUGAAUGAACUCCCGUAAAUGAAACACUUAUUUUUUUAAAUUAAAACUAAUUUCAACAUGGAUAUAUGAAGUAAAUAGCUCUUACUUAAAUGCUUACUACUAUAAUAAUAUGAACAGACUAAAAGUGAACUAGUAUUCUUAGUAUACAACUUCACAUGAAUCUUUAAUCUUCAGGAAAUUGGAGUAUGAGCUUCACUGAACAUUAAUUCGUAAAUCCAACACUGAGUUGACCUUAAGAUUUAGAAACUUAGUUUCGCUCUGAGAGUUUCCAUUGGAUGUGCGGUUUCCGAAAAUAAAUCAUAAGAGAAUUUGCAUGUAAAUGAAACCACUAAAGUGGAAUCGGUCUUACACUUUACAAAAAAUGAUAAAUUACACACACUGGAGAAUGAAAGGCCUAUAAUAUAAACAGUUCGCUUUAACUUGGAUAAUCAUGAGCACUAAAUUAAGUAUCAGAACAUAAGGUGUAUAUGCAACCUAGGUUUCUGUACAAUAUUACCUGGUAAGGUACCUAGUGAUGUUUUCACAAAUCUUCACAGGAAACAAAAUACUUUUAUGCAUUUCAGAGGUGAAUACUACGUUCGAGAAAAGUGCUUUUUCGACCAGAUAAGUAGAUCAGGAGGUGGCGCAAAAGGUCCUACAGGUUUUCAGGGUGGACGGGGGAAAUGUGGAUACUCAGGAAACACCAAGUAUCCACUGGUUCUUUUACGCAAGGACUUCUACCCAAUGCAAGUAGUAAUGCUGUUGGAGUCAAUUCACCUUCAGCUGCAAGGCGAGAACGUAAACUAAACCUUGAAACAUUCGGUCCAAUGGCAGCUAGAACACUUGUCUCUCGUCGUCGACCGACUGGUAGUGUACCUCGAGACUUCCUAGUUUCUGCUUCGGCAUGAGGUAAAAGUGUCAAGUCUUAUAAAAUGUAGUGACGAAAAUUUCGUUUACUCCAUUUUCUUAUAAUAAUAAUAUACAAUCGGUUGAUUAUUUGGUAAAAUUGUGAACAAUACGUUCUGUGACAAUUUUUUGUGACUCAAUUUCCUGUACUCAAAAUAUUUGUUGGUCUCGAAUCAUGUCUUGUUUUAC
This is a messenger RNA of Heterobilharzia americana, 3021 nucleotides long. Lineage: Eukaryota; Metazoa; Platyhelminthes; Trematoda; Strigeidida; Schistosomatidae. The record is from the annotation of a GenBank genome assembly.